GUCUUACUUCAACAGUCAUUGAAAUCUUUGCCGCCGUAGAGAACAAGAAAAUUACUAGUUAACGUCUUUUUUUACAAUUUUUUUGAGUUUCUAGAGAGAUAAUCGUUUUUACAAUAGAUAUUCACUAAGAUGGCAGAUGUCGUUAUAAACGCCGAUAACAAAAAUCCAAAAGAAUUAUUCGGUCAAGGUGUACGAGCCUACGUCCUUCAAGAUUAUUCGGCGGCCGUGGCGGCGUUGGGCAAAGCGAGCGAACUCCUGGUGAUCGAACAUGGCGACGAUCUCCACGAAUCCUUAGGAGAAGUUUAUCUUUAUUACGGAAAAUCGUUACUUGGUCUAUCCAGAGAGGAAUCCGAACCUCUUGGGGACGCCGUACCUCGCAACGACGAAUCGUCCGAAGAAGAAAACGUCGAAGAAACAGAAGAAAACGAAGAAUCCGCAACCAAAGAAGAUAAUGAAUCGGCAACCGAAGGAGAUAACGAAAAAGUUAACGAAGAAGAUAAAUCCGGGGCGGGCGAAGGUUCGUCGACGAAAGAACCUGGAGACCACGAAGACGAUCCGAGCGAUCUCCAAUUGGCUUGGGAGGUGCUGGAAUUGGCGAAGAAGAUUUUCCAGCGACAAGGGGAAGCGGCGAAGAAGAAUUUGGCGGAAACGUUGGCGGUAUUGGGGGAAGUUUCGUUGGAAAGCGAAAAUUUCGAAUCGGCCGUUAACGAUAUUAGCGAAGGAUUGAAAAUCCAGCAGGAAUUGUUCGAUGAGGAUUCGAGGACCGUGGCGGAAACUUACUACAAAUUGGGGGUGGCUUAUUCGACCGGCGGGCGAAUAGAUGCGGCCAUUAACAGUUUUAAUAAUUCUUUGGAUUAUUUGAACAGGAGGAUUUCGAGUUUGGGCGAAUUGGUAGAUAAAAAUAAAGGAAUCGACGAUGAAAUUAACGAGAUUAAGAAUUUGAUACCGGAGAUAGAAGAGAAGAUAGCGGAUAUGAGAACGUAUAAAGACGAGGCAAUGACAAACAUUUUUACGGCCCUAAAAGAUGGACCGAAAAACGAAUCUUCGACUUCGUCAUCGAAUUCAUCGAAACCGAUUACUGAUAUAUCUCAUUUGGUUAAAAGGAAACGGAAAGCCGACGAAAUCGAUAAGGAUACGACGGUCGAAGAACAACCCGCCAAAAAAACUAACCUUUAAAAAUAAAUCGGUUUAAAUACUAAAUUUUUUUGAUUCCCCCUCGUAUUCUAACACCAACUUCAAUUAACGGCCAUCUAGUUUAUCGGGACAGUUUCUUCCAUCUCUAUCCAUCCAAAAAUUCCCCUCAAAUUAAAUUGCUUUUAUACAGAUUGUCCCAUUUUUUUCAUGAUUAAUUUCAGAGGUUUUACGAGGGUUCGUAAGUAGGUUUUGUUUUUAUUAAUUGAAUUUUAAAUUUGAGGUUAUUCAAUGACUGUUAGAGGUUUGUUGAUUGAAUUAUAUAUUUAUUUUAAUAGAAAACGGUUCUGCUUCUUUCAAUAAGGUGUACAAUAAAAGAAGACUGGUCGAUUUUAUCUUUUUAGGAUCUAUAAUUGAUAGAACUAUAUUAUUUCGCACUAUAUGUUUUAUAGAAUUGAAAAAAAAAUGUUUUUAAUAACAAAAA
Molecule: messenger RNA, 1615 nt
Organism: Diorhabda carinulata
Lineage: Eukaryota; Metazoa; Arthropoda; Insecta; Coleoptera; Chrysomelidae
Gene: Nasp
Product: histone-binding protein N1/N2
Exons: 5
Coding region: 130-1176 (348 amino acids)
Biological process (GO): DNA replication-dependent chromatin assembly; CENP-A containing chromatin assembly
Cellular component (GO): nucleoplasm
Molecular function (GO): histone binding
Source: RefSeq, a predicted model, not a curated record